Messenger RNA from Ceraceosorus bombacis, 2390 nucleotides. NCBI's taxonomy places the organism in Eukaryota, Fungi, Basidiomycota, Exobasidiomycetes, Ceraceosorales, Ceraceosoraceae. The record is from the annotation of a GenBank genome assembly.
CGACCGUUGAGGGAAAGGUAAGGGGUUUCGCGCGUUUAGAUGCUUAGACGUCAGCCGCCGCGGGCUCCAAGGAAAACGCCGCAACACUGCCAAGGGUGUCACCAGCAGCCCUCACCACCUCGUCCUCUGGAUCGCUGAAUUGGUUGGAUGUGCGCCGCGAGCGCGAAGACCUCAAGUCGAGCUCAGGGACGGCUGUCCCCAGUGAACCGAGCUAAAUUUGUCUUGCUGGCAAUGUACGAGUAUAGUGUCAUCGUAUACCUUGGAUGGUCCCUUAAUUGACAGCGGGGCACCGCACCCCACCGCGGUGCAGUCACGAGUCUGGAUGGCGAAUGCCAAACGAACACCUAAUCACGAAUGUGAAUCGCGAAUCAGAAUAGGAUAUGGAUGGAAGCCACACGUCUAUAUGCGGGGGAUCUACUGCUGUAUGAAACUUCAACCGCGGCAGAGCUGGUGCGAUAUCUAUGAUGAGUCAUGGAAGGGCUACAGCAACGAUGCGCCAUUCAAGCGAUUCGCGGUUCAGACUUGAAAGACAGGCACGUUGUGGCCAGCACAGCUCCUGUGCAUGGAACUCAGAUCUGAGGUUAUGGGGCGCUAGGAGCGCUCAAGCUGGUGCUGAUGAAUCCAUCCAGCCAGCGAAUGCUAUUCACACUAUAUAUGGAUCAAGCGCUCGAUUUGCUUCUGCUGUCAAGGUGCCGCGGCAGGUUGUCAGGCUGCGGAUGCACCGACAUGGCGAGCGGGCACCUUCAUCAAUGAUCGAUUGAUGCCAGAGGGUUGGAAGAAGUCUGCGCUGAGAUUGCCACACUGCUCUGGCGCUGUCCAACUGCGACAACUGGCACUGGUAGUCAGCCGUUGGAUCGAGCCGGCCAAGACCAAACCUAUCUACUUGCGACUGACUGAUGCAAGGCAUCCUCCCAUGCGACGCAUCGACGCAAAGCAAAGCUUAUCACGAAUCAACUCGUACGAUUCUGACCGAGUAGUCAGAGUGCUCAGCGGAUAGGCAGCCCUCCGCGCAGCCCACGUCCUAGCAAAGAGGAAUCAAGACGCUGGACUGCAACUCGCUCGCCCUUGAGGGGGAGGAGCCUCAUCACAAGUCACUGCUCAAGGCGCGCUGAUGUGCUCCCAAAUCACCACGCCUUGAUCUUGUUCGAGUGUCAUCACGCAACAGCGUGCAACAUAACCAGCAAGUGUCCUUGACCAGCAGAAACGUUCGGAGCGCUACCUGCAGCGCGGCAGAGCGCAACAAAUCAGGCGCGCGAGCGGUGGCCUGCUGUAUCCUAUCAGCUAUAGCGGACGAACAGCAGCUUCGAGAGCAAGAGCUGACCCACUCAUGCAAGUCAGCGCACUCGAUCCCUGCUGCGCACUCGUGACUUCAACGUCUCCAUUCGAUCACGAUUUUGCACUCCGCCAAGUCACGAGUGUGUGGCCCGUCGAUCGCUCACAUCAUUCGGCUGCAUCUUCCACAGGCCCGUCUCCUUCAGUCCAAAUCGCUUGAAGCUCGACCGUUGAGGCCUCGCCCGCGAUGCAACACACCUUCAGCGCAACCAGUCUGGCUCUUGCAGCGCUUCAAGAAUGUCAAGGCAGCUGCCCUUUCCCGGCACAUCCUCAGCUUGGUGGCCUCAUCCCCGCCCGGAUCGAUCAAGCCGUCGUUCACUCGGCCGUUGAGGAGCUGCACACGCCAGUCGAACUCGAUCCAGACCAUCUGUCACCCGUCCGUUGAGGGCUGUGCUACACACGCUACGCAUGCUGACCCAAGCUGUCGACCUGGUGCACCACGGCUCGAAUGCGCACAAUGGCGCCUCGCUGGCAACUUCAGUCAACCGGGAGAGGCGCAACCCUCAGCGCAACACGAACAUGCCAGGAGCUCGCGCAUCCCACCGUCUGCCAAGGCAUUUGGAACGACUCGCUACGGACUCAUUGCGAGAUGCGUGCCAGCAACACCGCUCGCUACAGAGAUGAUUCCGGGCACCUAGCCAGCGAUACACCCUUCGACGCAAGCUUGCUUUCGAGAUUCGACAAGUAGCCAUGCAGGUGCUGGGUCCAACAGCAUUCCUGGGCGAGUGCGCCUCGAGCAGGUGCUUCGCCGCGAACAGGCCCCACAAGCUCACCUCAAGGAUCAAGGUUCGGUCUACUUCAAAAGGGCUUGACUUCGCUCGCUCGAUUCGUCUUCCCCUCUCUCUUCAUCUUUUGCGAAUCUCGAUCUCUCCGCCGCUUCUUUUGACGAGAACGCAACUUUGAGCUCCUCUUUCUUUGAGAUCCCGAUUGUACGUAUUACGUGGACGCGGACCAUGGCUUGCUUCCGUCUUCUCAACAUCGGUGCUCACUCGUUGCCUCUUCUUCCUCUCCAGUUCAGCGAACAGCCACUUCCUCUUCGCCUUUCUUUUCCAACCACC